AUGGCUCGGAAACGGCACCCCGCCAACGAGGGGGCAACGGACCCGGUGGUCGAAAAGCCCCGCAAUCGUGGGAAGGAAGAGCCGCAGAAGGGAGCUGAAGGGAAUUCUGGAAAACGGGCCCAGCGCGAAGGGUACGAGCGAACGCCCCGGCACCGCUACACGACGAUGAACAGUGGAGAUCAGGGACGCCCACAGACACUCAAUCCUGCCAGUCAUCUGGAGAGGGAACUGCUGGGAAGGCGUCGUGAUGGUGUAAAUCGUCGCGAGGCGCGUCAAACGCUGCUCCACCAGUUGAUCUGGACCGACCCGGAUACGGUGAAGAAGAUGGGCGAUGGCAAAUGGGCCGUACUCGUCGCGUCCACCGAGACCCAUGGCGCCACCCCGCGUCAGAUCUGGGGUCGUACCUUCGAGAACGGGCAGGUCGUCGAGCAGGUGGUGAUCGUUGUGCAGCGAGGAGAUGCUGAUACCCCAAUACCAACACGGGAACAGCUCAACGACGGGGAACUGCCGACGCAGGUCAUCUACUGGGAGCCGACCGCCAUCAACGACAUCAAUACGACUUGUGCCACGAUUGCCAAGUUCAGCGCGUCGUGCUGGAAGGAGAUGCUCCUCGUGCCGGCCUGCCAGCUGCAGCUCUUCACCGAUUUCUUCCACUGGAUGAAGGAGACGCGCGACAACCUCUAUCGUCGUGACACCCAGUCGAUCCGUCUCGAUCGUCUGAUGUGCAUCGAGGACGUCGUGCAGGUCAUCGGGGAUUCGGCUAAUGGCAGGACGACCGAGCAGAAGGAGACUACGGUAGCCGGCGUCCCGAUCAACCCGAACACCCGCCUCUUUAUGGCCAAUGCUUGCGAUUUCGCGAUCCGCUCCCUCCGUGCCGCGUCGAUAGGUGUGCUGUUGAUCGGGCCGGAGGACGGGGACGUCGUGUGCGAGCAGGACAACCAUCAACGCCACCCACCACCACCCCACGGACCUCCCGGGUUUCCGCGCAUCCAGCCACCAUUCGGGAACCCGUUCAUGCAAAUGCCGAUGGCCGACGGCGGAGAAUAUCAUGGAAAUGACGACGGGGCAGCCAUCGAGGAACACGGCACGUCGGCGGAGGUGCUGCGUGCGGUGUCGGCUUGGUUGGACGCGAACGACACGAUUGGUGCCGAGAUCGAGGACAUGACGCCAUUUCCGGAAGUCGAAAACCCGAUCCAUGCCCUGCUGGGGCGCCCCCUGGUGGAGUACUCGAUCCCGUACCUGUCGGGCCUG
Mesorhabditis spiculigera is the source of this 1251-nucleotide messenger RNA. The record is from the annotation of a GenBank genome assembly. NCBI's taxonomy places the organism in Eukaryota, Metazoa, Nematoda, Chromadorea, Rhabditida, Rhabditidae.